Messenger RNA from Musa acuminata subsp. malaccensis (wild Malaysian banana), 805 nucleotides. NCBI's taxonomy places the organism in Eukaryota, Viridiplantae, Streptophyta, Magnoliopsida, Zingiberales, Musaceae. The record is from RefSeq and is a predicted model, not a curated record.
AAUUACACAGAUGGCACCGAUACACAGAAAUUACGGACGCCCCGUGCCGGGUUUUCGACGCUUUCGUCUACUGUCCGAUCUCUUCCUUGGCCGAUAGGGGGGAGGUGGAUUUUAUCGUUGUUUUAGUUGGUGGAUGGCGUCCAAACUGCAUCAGCUUCGAUCUAAGGCUGUUCAAGCCUCGGAGUUUGUGGCCAAGAACGGGUGCGCUUACUACAGGGAGCUUUUGGAGAAGAACAAGCAGUAUAUUGUUCAACCGCCCACCAUCGAGAAGUGUCAAGAACUGUCAAAACAGCUGUUUUACACACGUCUUGCAAGCAUCCCUGGUCGUUAUGACUCAUUUUGGAAGGAGCUUGACGGAGUGAAGCACAUAUGGAGAAACAGAAAGGAACUUAAAGUUGAGGAUGCUGGCAUCGCAGCAUUGUUCGGGCUUGAAUUAUAUGCAUGGUUCUGUGUUGGUGAGAUAGUUGGAAGAGGGUUUACUUUCACUGGCUACUAUGUUUAGAACCCCUGGUUAUGAAGCAAGUUGACAAUAUCCCGGUCUAAAUUUUUAUUGUUGGAUGAUGAGUUUUUUACCUCAUUUUUUAUCCUUGCCCAUAAAUUCAUUAAUCUGGUGGUCAGCAAGACUAGUGACAGUCCCCAAAUAAUUUGAUGGCUCAUUUCUCUCCAGAGUCCACAACUACUCUUGCACUUCUUCAUGGCUGUGCAAGAAACACUCUUUUACAUGAUCAAUUUGUAUAAAAAAGAGAGCCCACUUACUUCUAAAAACUAUUUCAGUGAAUCAUAUCCUUGAUUACUAUUCUCGUCA